GGAGAAGCCUUCUGCCAAGAAGAGGCGGAGGUGUUGGUCCUCGUCCCGGGAGAAUCCUUUAUUGCGAUGGUUCAAAACAGUAGAAUGGACGCACACUUGAACCAGAGCGCGGGUUCCUUAAGAGGCUUUGUGUCUCACAUCAUGGCGAGCAAGUCAGGUGUGGUCCCCUCACUGGUGAUCAUGGAUGUUGAGAAGUAUUUCAGCUACAAGAAAAUCUCACGUUUGCUUUGUACUGACAGAGAUCAGAAGACAAAAGGUAAAAAGAUGCCGCAGGAUGGCGCCCGAGGAGGAAGGAAACGCAAACAAAAAGAUCUUCCAGAACCACCGAAACUUAGCAAAGUGGAUGUGGAGGAGGCUCUGAUGGUCUUGCAGCUACAAAUCAAUGUCCAUGUCUGGUUCCUGGAGACCUGGAAGCAAUUCUCAGACUUCAUCUGCAUGUUUAGCAAAGCUCUAGCGGAAGCUCCAACCAAGAGGCAGCGAGACAACACCUCUUUCUCCUUCUGCGUGGACGGUGACUGGGCAGGGGGGGUGCGUGUGGAGAAAUGCGGGAAAGGUUUGCUGGAAGUGUGGAAAAGGCAGAUUCAACAGUUCAACAGAGUCAGUGUGGAAGUUGCCAGUGCGGUGGUGGCAGCCUAUCCCUCCCCGCAGUUACUGAUUAAGGCCUAUCGUCACUGUCAGACCAACGCAGAGCGACACGGCCUCUUGAGCGAUAUCCUCGUGCGGCGUGGAGAGGGGGUAACAUCUACGUCCCGUCGCGUCGGCCCAGAAUUAUCCAAACGGAUCUACCUGCAAUUGACAAGCUCCCAGCCAGAGUUGUCACUUGAUUUAUGA
Messenger RNA from Nanorana parkeri, 831 nucleotides. RefSeq names its product crossover junction endonuclease EME1-like. Gene Ontology annotation, biological process: double-strand break repair; mitotic intra-S DNA damage checkpoint signaling; replication fork processing. The record is from RefSeq and is a predicted model, not a curated record. Gene Ontology annotation, molecular function: nuclease activity; DNA binding. Gene Ontology annotation, cellular component: Holliday junction resolvase complex; nucleus. The annotation marks the transcript as partial. NCBI's taxonomy places the organism in Eukaryota, Metazoa, Chordata, Amphibia, Anura, Dicroglossidae. The transcript is spliced from 6 exons.